GACAGGAUGGCGGCGGCCGCCGGUGGGGAGGGUGGCGGCGCAGCGGAGAGCCCUGCGGGGCAGGAUGGCGGCCGGGAGGCGGCGGAGCGGCCCGCGGGGGGCGGCAGCGCGGCGGCGGUGCUGCCUGGCUUCCACGAUGCUGACGCCUUCGUCAAGUAUGCUCUUGGCACAGUGGUAGCUGCAACAAAGGCAUCCAAUGGGAUUCCUCAGCCUGGGGAUGAAUACGACUUCUACCGAAGCUUCCCUGGCUUCCGGGCGUACUGCGAAACUCAGGGCGACCACCUCCUGCACUGCAUGAGCAAGGUGAUGCAGUACCACGGCUGUCGCAGCCACCUGAAAGACCACAGCAAGGUGACAGAGCUGGAAGAUAAAUUUGAUAUUCUGGUUGACUCCAAUGAUGUCAUUCUUGAAAGAGUGGGUAUUUUAUUGGAUGAAGCAGCAGGAGUGAACAAAAAUCAGCAACCAAUCCUCCCUGCUGGGUUACAGCCCCCACAGACCAUCAUUUCCAGCUGGAACCGCAAGGCAGGAGAUUCCCAGAAGAGAACUCAGCCUGAAACCUUCCGACUCCUUCACGCCAAGAACAUCUCCCGGCCACAGCUUAAGUUUCGGGAGAAGAUUGACAAUUCCAACACUCCCUUUGUACCUAAACUUUUUAUCAAGCCAAAUGCUUUGAAACCUUUGCCUCAAGCCCUCACAAAAAGUGGACGAGAACGAAAGGAGCGCCCUGAGGACUUGGAUGUGCCAGCUGCUUUGGCAGACUUCAUACACCAGCAGAGGACGCAGCAAACUGAGCAAGACAUGUUUGCUCACCCUUACCAGUACGAACUGGAGCAUUUUUCUCCACCAGAUGGAGUCCUCAAGAAACCAGAACCCCAGAUGUACAGGCCUGUGGAGGAAACACCCUGUCAUUUUGUCACCACACUGGAUGAACUGGUAGAGCUAAAUGAAAAGCUUAUGAACUGCAAAGAGUUUGCACUGGACUUGGAGCACCAUUCCUACAGGAGCUUCCUGGGCUUGACAUGCCUGAUGCAGAUUUCCACCCGGACAGAAGACUUCAUCAUCGACACUCUGGAACUGCGCAGCGAGAUGAACAUUCUCAACGAGACCUUCACAGACCCUGCAAUUGUGAAGGUCCUUCAUGGUGCUGAUUCGGAUGUGGAGUGGCUGCAAAAAGACUUUGGUCUGUACUUGGUGAACAUGUUUGAUACUCACCAAGCCGCUCGUCUCCUCAAUCUUGGCAGGCAUUCCUUGGAGCACCUCCUAAAGCUGUAUUGCAAUAUUGAUGCUGACAAGCAGUACCAGCUGGCUGACUGGAGGAUACGCCCUCUGCCAGCCGAGAUGAUUUGCUACGCCCGAGACGACACCCACUACUUGCUCUACAUCUAUGAUAAAGUGAGAGAGGCACUGUGGGAGAGAGGCAAUGAGCAGCCCACGCAGCUGCAGGUGGUGUGGCAGCGCAGCAGGGACAUCUGCCUGAAGAAAUACAUCAAGCCCCUCUUUUCAGAUGAAUCCUACCUUGAGCUGUACAGGAGGCAGAAAAAACAUCUUAAUACACAGCAGCUAGCAGCAUUUAGGUUGCUAUUUGCAUGGAGAGACAAGAUGGCACGUCAAGAGGACGAGAGCACAGGGUAUGUGCUGCCAAAUCACAUGCUACUGAAGAUAGCAGAGGAGCUACCCAAAGAACCCCAGGGCAUCAUUGCCUGCUGUAAUCCUAUCCCACCACUGGUUCGCCAGCAGAUUAAUGAAUUGCAUCUCCUCAUUCAGCAGGCCCGGGAGAUGCCUCUUCUCAAGUCAGAGAUUGCUUCAGGAGUCAGGAAGAAGGCACCUCUAACCAGCCCUGAGAAGCUAGAGAACACCUUCUUUGGACCACACGACAGCUCCCGGGUUCCUGUGAAUGACUCCCAGAGCAGCUCCAACUUGGAGCCUGCACCAGUUCUGGAACAUGGUUGUCUCUUCUCAGACAGUGAGAGAACAGUGGAUGUUCAGCCAGAGUCCACAUGUCUUGUUGCUACCACCACUGUCAGCAUAUUCAGUGAAUGUGAUGAAGAUGAAGGAAAUGAGAAGCCUUUAACCACUGCCCAGCAGAAAGCUCAGCGUAUAAUGGAGUCCUUUGAAAAUCCCUUCAGAAUGUACCUGCCCUUGGAACAGAAUCCUGCCUACAUCUCACAGUCUGCAAAGUUUGACCCAUCAUCAAAAAUUUAUGAAAUCAGCAAUCGAUGGAAGUUGAUGAGUCAGACACAGCUACAGAAGGAGUCCAAGGAUGAAACCAAGAAGAAAGCAGCCCAGCAGUCAGCUGCUCGUGACCAGGCACAGAAGGUGUAUGAAGAGGCAACAGAAAACAUUGUGUCUGUUCGUCAGCAAGCUAUGCAGGAACAAGCUAAUAAGAAGAGAGAAAGAGUCAUGAGCGAAACAGGGACAGAGUUGCCAAGACAAGAGAAGAAGCGGCCAAAAGCCUCCCAGCAACCAGAGGAGCUAGAAGCACCGAAGCAGUUCACCCCUUUUGAUUACAGCAAGUCCAGCUUCAAAGUGUUUGCAGGAAGCAGCAAAUCGAAGCAGUCUUCACAAUUCGAUCCUGCCAGGCAAGCUCACAAAGGCAAGAAAUUCGCUGGAGCUGGAGCAAACAAACUUCAGCAGUCUGGAAACAGAAGCAUGUCUUACCUGGCAGGGAAAGCUGAUCGGGGUUCUAAGCACCACUGGCCAAAGAGAUAGUCCCUGUUGCAGGAGCUGUGGGAGUUGCUGGACAGAACCAUAGAAGUAUUGUCACCAUAGGAAAACAAAACAUUGGUCAUUGAGCAGUUUUUGUACAGAAACUUUUUUUUUAAGCCAUUAAAAUCCUUUUAUUUCAAAAGGGAAAA
This is a messenger RNA of Pogoniulus pusillus (Red-fronted tinkerbird), 2855 nucleotides long. RefSeq names its product exosome component 10 (gene EXOSC10). The record is from RefSeq and is a predicted model, not a curated record. Gene Ontology annotation, molecular function: nucleotide binding; single-stranded RNA binding; 3'-5'-RNA exonuclease activity. Gene Ontology annotation, biological process: nuclear polyadenylation-dependent snoRNA catabolic process; nuclear polyadenylation-dependent rRNA catabolic process; exonucleolytic trimming to generate mature 3'-end of 5.8S rRNA from tricistronic rRNA transcript (SSU-rRNA, 5.8S rRNA, LSU-rRNA). Lineage: Eukaryota; Metazoa; Chordata; Aves; Piciformes; Lybiidae. Gene Ontology annotation, cellular component: nuclear exosome (RNase complex); nucleolus. The coding region runs from base 7 to 2709 and encodes 900 amino acids. The transcript has 25 exons.